This is a messenger RNA of Hibiscus syriacus, 475 nucleotides long. RefSeq lists its product as uncharacterized. Gene Ontology annotation, molecular function: transmembrane protein transporter activity. Gene Ontology annotation, biological process: post-translational protein targeting to membrane, translocation. The transcript has 4 exons. The record is from RefSeq and is a predicted model, not a curated record. Gene Ontology annotation, cellular component: Ssh1 translocon complex. NCBI's taxonomy places the organism in Eukaryota, Viridiplantae, Streptophyta, Magnoliopsida, Malvales, Malvaceae. The coding region runs from base 1 to 396 and encodes 131 amino acids.
AUGGACGCCCUUGACAACGUCGUAGAUCCUUUGAGGAACUUCGCCAAGGACAGCGUCCGCCUCGUCAAGCGUUGCCACAAGCUCGAUCGUAAAGUGGGAGGCGAUAUAUCUUCAGCCCAAGCAGUUCUACUCGGAGCUUUAGCUCAUGGUGUUAACGACCCAACAUGGAAUACACUAAAAUCAACGUUUCUGAUGUUGGGUAUUUGCCUUUCUGUUAUGCUGGGUUUACCUUUCUCCUCUAGUGGCUCUUUUUUGAUUCUUCAUGUUUCUUUCCUCGUUCUAAUUACCGUUGCCCUAUUCUUGCUUCUUAAUUGGUUCCUUGAACAGACCAGUUUAGUUUCUAUCGAACAUCAAAUGCAAGAGAUGGACUUGAUAGCGAAAGAUCGUACGAGAUAAUCAACAAUAAUCAGUUUAACUGGAUGAAUUAGUUGCCUUUUUUUCUCUAACAUUUGGAUAGUAUUACAAGUGAAGAUGU